ACAACGGACGGAACAGUUACUUACACAGGAAGUAAAAUUGAAUCAGAAGGUUUGCUCAAUUUGACAACAAUACCACACUGUAAGUGUGGAUUAGGUAUUUAAUCUUAAAUCGAUUUGAAACGUAUUUUAGGUCAAAAUGCUGAUCAAGGUUAAGACUCUCACUGGCAAAGAAAUAGAGAUCGACAUUGAGCCCACAGACAAGGUGGAGAGAAUUAAAGAAAGGGUGGAGGAGAAAGAGGGGAUUCCACCUCAACAACAAAGACUCAUCUACAGUGGAAAACAGAUGAACGAUGAGAAGACCGCUGCAGACUACAAGAUCCAGGGAGGCUCAGUGCUGCAUCUGGUCCUGGCGCUAAGAGGAGGGCUUGUCUGCCACUGUUCCAGCAUACACCUACUCUCCUAGUGGGCAGAAACUCUACAGUUGGGCCUUGUGCCAACCAUAGAGUUUGCUGCUCUGUGUGACGAUGACAAUUUGGACUGCUAUAAUUCCUCUGUGUAGGUUGUUUUUGUAACCACCCAUGCUUAAAUUCCAACCGUGUAAAUGGGACACAGUGGGAGAGUGAGUUUGGACACUGGUUAUUUUGCUUGUGAAUAAAAGGUGAAAUUGA
Messenger RNA from Coregonus clupeaformis (lake whitefish), 608 nucleotides. RefSeq names its product NEDD8. The transcript is spliced from 4 exons. Gene Ontology annotation, biological process: protein neddylation; regulation of proteolysis; modification-dependent protein catabolic process. Gene Ontology annotation, molecular function: ubiquitin protein ligase binding; protein tag activity. The coding region runs from base 137 to 403 and encodes 88 amino acids. Lineage: Eukaryota; Metazoa; Chordata; Actinopteri; Salmoniformes; Salmonidae. The record is from RefSeq and is a predicted model, not a curated record. Gene Ontology annotation, cellular component: cytoplasm; nucleus.